AUGCCGGCUGAUGUCUCCAUGCCGGCACCUGCACAGCAAGGUAUCGAGUCCUACGAGCUUCAUGGCCGGUGCCUAAAGGUGCAGACGGACGAUGGCCUCGGGGUGGCAGGAGUCUUUUGGCCCGCCCAGGAGCCCUGCGCCCGAGUCGCGGCCGAUCUUCUUCAAAGGCUGCGCUGCCAUCAGGCGGUGCCUGCAGAAGGCAUCGAUUUCCUGGAGCUGGGGGCCGGCUGUGGGGCUCUGGCGUGCUCUUUCGCAAAGGAGCCAGCUCUGAAGCGAGUGAUUGCUUCCGACUUGCCUGAUGUCGUUCCGCUCAUGACCGAGAAUUCCAGGCUUAAUGGUGCAGAGAUUGAGUGCGUGCCACUGCCUUUCGGAGAUUUGCCGGCCCUCGAGCAACUGACGCUCGGUCCAGCACGAGUGGUGGUGGCUUGUGAGGUGCUUUACUGGGGAGGCUGGAACAUCUUCGAGGAUGACACGCGGGAGCCUCUGGCCGAGACCUUGGCCGCAGCGCUGGCGGCGCCUUUGGCAGCUGCUGUCCUUGCAGCGGUGAUCCGCGAUCCCCCGCGUGAGAUGCAAGCCCUGGAGAUGCUGAAGGAGAAGGGCGUCCAAAGUUUCCAGCAGAUGCCCGCCUCGGGCGCGCCCAAAGUUGGUGAGCUGGGAAUCUGGCUCCUGCAGAGACAUGGAGCGCAACUACUCGAAGAGUUGGGGCUCCUGGUCCAUUCUCCCUCCUAG
Molecule: messenger RNA, 729 nt
Organism: Symbiodinium sp. CCMP2592
Lineage: Eukaryota; Dinophyceae; Suessiales; Symbiodiniaceae
Source: the annotation of a GenBank genome assembly